Molecule: messenger RNA, 2910 nt
Organism: Boeremia exigua
Lineage: Eukaryota; Fungi; Ascomycota; Dothideomycetes; Pleosporales; Didymellaceae
Exons: 2
Coding region: 1-2910 (969 amino acids)
Biological process (GO): protein K48-linked deubiquitination
Cellular component (GO): cell periphery; cytosol
Molecular function (GO): cysteine-type deubiquitinase activity; K48-linked deubiquitinase activity; cysteine-type carboxypeptidase activity
Source: RefSeq, a predicted model, not a curated record
AUGGAGCCAGAAACGCCCUCUGCCGACGACGGCCUCGUGCCAGCGCCUCUCUCGAAAGCGAAUCCCCCCUACCCCCUCGCACCGGGCGAAGAGCUACCGCCCACGAUUCCUGCUGCAUCAGCACCGAAUGGCUAUCCUACGGGCGCCAGCAGCACCCCCGCCGCCAAUUUUAAGACGUCAGAUACAGCAGCCCCGCACAAAGACGACGAACUGCUCGACGAAUCGGACUACAGCGACGAGGAGUGGGACAAGUCGGACGAUGACGACAUCUGGGACGACCCCAGCCCGGGAGGCGUGCCAGACUCGCUGAGACCUGCGGGAGGGAAGGCGCCGGCCGUAACAUCGAACACACAAGGCACUCUCCCAGAUGCUUUGAGGCCUGGUCCCCCACUGGGCGUGCCCAUCAAGAAGUCCUGGGAGAACAUCUCGCCCAUGGCGACCGGAGCCAGCGGCAUUUCGUACGGCGGCGUGAGCACUAUUUCAAACGACGGCUCGAGUGGCUCUAUACCUCUCAAGACCAACAAUCCGUACCUCAAAAUGCAGACGACCGGGCAGAGCACGUUCGACGGCGAUAAUGUCUGGGGGGAUUCACAGGGGCAAUCUCAGCGCUUCGAGCCAGUGGAGCUUCCUGCUUUCCAGUCACCGUCUACACCCACGAACCACAUGGCAAACCUGGGCCUCCACAACAAUACGGCUCAAACACAAAGACAACAGUUUGUUGAACAGCCGCCUGUGCUCGCAUACGAGUCCGCUACCCCUCAGACCGAGCACCCCAGAGAUGAUUCUCCCGGUGCCAACCCGUGGAGCACUGCUACAGGAACUGCGCCACUAAAUCAACGACCUGAAACCACAACAUACGAGGCACCUCAAAAAAUUCAGCAAGAGCCGGAUGUUUGGCACCAAAGUGCGCCCGCCAUUGCAGCAGAUUUCAAUGAGCCAAAACAAGCGGUUCCAGAUCAUUCCCUCCAGCAGCAGCAACUCUCUGACUACCCGGCCCAGCGUUUCGAAUCAACCGCCCAAUCUACGCCACCACAUGCCGAGCAGGACUUCGCAGCGCCGACUCUUCAGCCAGCCUACGCGCCUCCUCCUAUUCCGCAGUCGCAGCCACCCCCUGUCCCUCACAUUCAGGAUCAGCCGCAGCAGAUCUCUCCACAGCAACCACCUGCACCAUCUGAAGAUGAGCCGCGGCCACCGCUCCCACCGCGCAGACCGACAGAGGAGGAGCCACCUGCAUAUCCUCCGCGACCGAUUGAGACGGGUGUCAUCGCGGCCGCAUCUCCGGUGCCCGAGUCGCCAAGCACUGCUAUGAACAGGCAAAGAAGAGAGCAUUACCAGAUCAAGCAUAUUCGAUGGCACGACGUUAAUAAGCCAGGCCUUCGCACAUCGCCGAUUCUUACACAGAACUUGAAUGGACCGUGUCCCCUACUAGCUCUGGUGAAUGCACUCGUGCUCUCGACUCCAUCUGGGAUUGAUACCGCUUUGGUGGAAACAUUAUGUACACGUGAGCAGGUCAGUCUUGGUCUUCUGCUCGAUGCUGUGUUCGAUGAACUCAUGUCGGGCCGUCGAGGUGAUGCAGCUCAAGAGCUUCCGGAUGUUAGCGACUUGUACAAGUUCCUCCUCGCCCUCCACACCGGUCUGAACGUCAAUCCGAUGCUGGUACCUGAUACUGAGAACACUCGCGGUAAUGUUGUGCCUGCCAACCCCCUUGGAGCCAAAGCCGGAAGCUUCGAGAAUACACCGGAUAUGACUCUGUAUCGUACGUUCGAUAUUCCGCUAAUCCAUGGGUGGCUUCCAGAAGAAGGUUCUGAGGCAUAUCAAGCUUUCGAGCGCGUGGCGAAGUCAUACGAAACAUCACAAUACGUCCAGUUCCAAGAGGAAGAGCUGGACGCGAAAUUGCAAUCCGGAGAGCCCUUGACAGACAGUGAACAGCAGAUGUUUACUGAUAUUCACGCCAUCAAAGAGUUCCUGAGCAGAUGGCCUACACAACUGACAGAUCAUGGUCUAAAGGUCAUGAAAGACAGCUUACAACCCGGCCAAGUCGCCAUUCUCUUCCGCAAUGAUCAUUUCUCUACCUUGAUCAAGGACUCUCGAACACAAAAUCUUGUGACCCUAGUGACAGAUCAGGGCUAUUCUACACACGAUGAGAUUGUGUGGGAGUCGUUAGUCGAUGUCAACGGUAUGGGGAGUGAGCUCUUCUCGGGCGAUUUCCGGCCUGUUGGAAAUCACGAUUCCGCCCCCCAGCAAGCAAUCCAGCAACAGGAGCAGAGACCAGUCAACGACAACGGUCAGGGCUGGACGACUGUACCGACUCGCCGACCGGUCCAGCAGCAAUCAGCUCCAACCUCCGAGCCUGCUGCUCCGGCCGAAGAACCAACUUCGCCUACUGGUCUGAGUAGAGCUGAACAAGAAGACCAUGAUCUGGCUUUGGCACUCCAGCUUCAAGAAGAAGAAGAGGACCGUGAGAGACGCGAGGCUGAACAACGUGUGCGUGACAACCAGGCGUCCGAAAACGCGAUAGCAGCGCAAGCACGCGAACGCCCUGCUAAUCGCAGGGCUUCGCGUCCUGGAGAGCAGCCACCAACGAUUCCACCGCGCCGCAACAACAUCACGGGCUAUAGGCCUAAUGAAGGCCCAGCUCCACCGCCAACCUACGAAGAGGCUUCAACGGCUCCGCAGUACAACCCUCCUGCUGGUCACCCUGCGAAUCCGAAUGCUCCGCUGCCCGGCCAAGGCAGUGCUUAUCAGCUCAACAGCGCUUCCGGGGCUGGUCCCGGAGCCGGCCCCUCCGGUAGACGGUUCUCUGGCAGACAGCAGGCGCCAGGCUCAAACAUAGGAAGGCCUGGAAGACGCCAGAGCGCUGGAGUGGUGGGCCCGAACGGCGAGGAGCGUGAAAAGUGCGUUGUCAUGUAG